UGCAAAGACCUUAAUGCUCAUUUGUGUUUAUAAUAAACUUUAUGUCAGUCUUUUGAGCUAUCCAAUAAAAAAUAAAAAUUAAAUAAAACAUAUAUACAUGUAUAUAUAUAUAUAUCAUAUAUAUAUAUAAUAGAAAGUCAUGUAUCAGAUUGGCAAACAUAACCUUAAAAAGGGAAAUUUCAUACGAGCUAAAAUUAAUCAGUUGAUAGGUUUUUCAACCUAUAAUAUUUGAGAUAGAUUUAUAAAUUUACGAAAUAUCUUUUGAAUUAAUAAUUUUUUAAAAUGAUCGAAGUGAAGUGUAGACAUUGCCGUAAAAAUCUUUUUCAAAACGGAAGUUUUACAUUGCUUACAUCCCAUAAUGAAGAUAAAAAUAAUAUUGAACAUACAGGAUGUGGUGACAAUUUUAUUGAACAUUUCUUAUAUAUGUCCACGGAAAAUUUACCAACAUGGAUACAAGAAAUAAUAGAUCAAACAUCCUGGACAAAAGGAAGAUUAAAUUGUCCAUUUUGCAAUACUAGAUUAGGAUCAUUUAAUUUAAUAAUUGAUACAAAAUGUAAUUGUGGUAUAUGCAUAGUACCACCUAUUAGACUGAUUCAAAGCAAAUUAGAUGUAUUAAAUGAAAAUGAUAUGAAGCAUUAUAUGCAUUGACCAACAAAUAUAAUAAGAUGAAUUUGGAAAUAUCUAAGUAAAGAAUUUUAAAAAUGAAAAAAUGGUAACAAAUGAAGGUAUGUUUUAAUUUAUAAUUGCAAUAUACGAGAAUGAAAUAUCUUUAUUGUAUUAUUGAAACUACAAUAUUUUUUUCUGUAAUCUUUGGAAAAAUAUGUUUACAUCAUAGCAAGCAGAAUGCAUGUAAAAAUAGAAAAUAAGUUCAUUAUUAUCAUUGUAUUCUUUAAAUUAUUAAAUUAUUAUCUAUAA
This is a messenger RNA of Vespula pensylvanica (western yellowjacket), 915 nucleotides long. Its product is annotated as E3 ubiquitin-protein ligase RNF180-like. Gene Ontology annotation, cellular component: endoplasmic reticulum membrane. Gene Ontology annotation, molecular function: ubiquitin protein ligase activity; ubiquitin conjugating enzyme binding. Gene Ontology annotation, biological process: positive regulation of proteasomal ubiquitin-dependent protein catabolic process; norepinephrine metabolic process; protein polyubiquitination. NCBI's taxonomy places the organism in Eukaryota, Metazoa, Arthropoda, Insecta, Hymenoptera, Vespidae. The record is from RefSeq and is a predicted model, not a curated record. The transcript has 2 exons. Bases 283 to 648 code for a protein of 121 amino acids.